AAAGAGAUCCACAAACGCAUGGCGAUGUCACUUGACAACAGCAUGAAGUUUACCAGCCGUUCCAGAGAUCGCAGCACAUGUCUCAGCCGCUCCAGCAGCUUUAAUAGUGAAGUUUGUGUUGGUAUGGCGCCAUGUUGUGGUUUAUGAGAAAAUGAAAAUAUUUUUCACACAUUUAUGUGCGGUUUAGAAAAUGGUAGUGUUUCGUCAUGAAGUGUGCAAGAAGUACUUCACUUGAGACGUCGAGGUGAAUGCAGACACGACCGACCCUGCGCUGGUGUCAGAGUGAAGACGAGGCUGAUGGAGAGUGGCCCAUUACCGCGCCCGCUCCGGCGGUGAAGGAAGAGGUAACCGUAGAGGACUUCCAGGCGUGCGAGCAGCUAGCAGUAGCAGCAGCAGCAGCCUCGCUCUCAGGGUGCAAGGAAAGCAGCGAAUGGCUGUCUAUGGAUGAAGAGCAGACUGAGGAUGAAAAAAACUCAACUUUAUCAGUUCGUGUGAAUAACCGUUUAUUACCUCAACAAUCGUGUUCUUCAUUUCAGUCAAGUCAUUUGAAGACACAGGGAUUGAGUGUGGGGGAGCGAACCCAAGGAUUGAAGCAAUUGUUGAAUCACAAGAUGUGUCCAGGUGUGAUUGAUAAUAAUACUAGUGCAAAACACAAUGUUGGAAGAUCCUUAUCAUUUUCACAAUGUUCUGCUAAGUUUGAUCCAAAGGGCAGUUCAUUUGUACAACUCAGAAAACACACUAGUAAGAAGACAUACCCAUGUUCACUAUGUUCUGCUAAGUUCAGUACAAAUAGUUACCUUAAGAUACAUACGAGAAUACAUACAGGUGAAAAGCCAUUUUCAUGUUCAUUGUGUUCUUCUAAGUUCACGGGAAAGAGUUCACUUAAGGUUCAUAUAAGAAAACACACUGGUGAAAAGCCAUUCUCAUGUUCAUUAUGUUCUUCUAAGUUCAGUACAAAUAGUGACCUUAAGAUACAUACGAGAAUACACACAGGUGAAAAGCCAUUUUCAUGUUCAUUGUGUUCUGCUAAGUUCAGUACAAAUAGUUCCCUUAAGAUACAUACCAGAAUACACACAGGUGAAAAGCCAUUUUCAUGUUCAUUGUGUUCUGCUAAGUUCAGUACAAAUAGUUACCUUAAGAUACAUACGAGAAUACACACAGGUAAAAAGCCAUUUUCAUGUUCAUUGUGUUCUGCUAAGUUCAGUACGAAUCAUUACUUGAAGGUUCAUAUGAGAAUACACACAGGUGAAAACUCAUUCUCAUGUUUAUUUUGUGAUGCUAAGUUCAUCCAAAAUUGUUACCUUACAAAACAUAUGAGAAAGCACACUGGCGAAAAGCCAUUCACAUGUUCACUAUGUUCUUUGAAGUUCACUCAAAAGUAUAGUUUGAUUGUACACCUCAGAAAACACACUGGUGAGAUGCCAUUCUCGUGUUCUUUAUGUUCUGCAAAGUUCGCAAUAAAGAGACAUUUGAUUCUACACACCAGAAAACACAAUGGUGAAAAGCCAUUCUCAUGUUCAUUGUGUUUGUCUGAGUUCACUGAAAAGAGUUCACUUAAGGCUCAUGUAAGAAAACACACUGGUGAAAAGCCAUUCUCAUGUUCAUUAUGUUCUUCUAAGUUCAGUACAAAUAAAGACCUUAAGAUACAUACGAGAAUCCACACAGGUGAAAAGCCAUUUUCAUGUUCAUUGUGUUCUGCUAAGUUCAGUACAAAUAGUUACCUUAAGAUACAUACGAGAAUACACACAGGUGAAAAGCCAUUUUCAUGUUCAUUGUGUUCUGCUAAGUUCAGUACAAAUAGUUACCUUAAGAUACAUAUGAGAAUACACACAGGUAAAAAGCCAUUUUCAUGUUCAUUGUGUUCUGCUAUGUUCAGUACAAAUAGUUACCUUAAGAUACAUACGAGAAUACACACAGGUGAAAAGCCAUUCUCAUGUUCAUUGUGUUCUUCUAAGUUCGUAGGAAAGAGUGCACUUAAAGUUCAUUUAAGAAAACAUACAGGUGAAAAGCCAUUUUCAUGUUCAUUGUGUUCUUCUAAUUUCACGGGAAAGAGUUCACUUAAGGUUCAUGUAAGAAAACACACUGGUUAAAAGUCAUUCUCAUGUUCAUUGUGUUCUGCUAAGUUCAGUACAAAUAGUGACCUUAAGAUACAUACGAGAAUACACACAGGUGAAAAGCCAUUUUCAUGUUCAUUGUGUUGUGCUAAGUUCAGUACAAAUAGUUACCUUAAGAUACAUACGAGAAUACACACAGGUGAAAAGCCAUUUUCAUGUUCAUUGUGUUCUGCUAAGUUCAGUACAAAUAGUUACCUUAAGAUACAUACGAGAAUACACACAGGUGAAAAGCCAUUUUCAUGUUUAUUUUGUGAUGCUAAGUUCAUCCAAAAUAGUUACCUUACAAAACAUAUGAGAAAGCACACUGGUGAAAAGCCAUUCUCAUGUUCUUUAUGUAAUGCUAAGUUCACUCAAAAGUAUAGUUUGAUUGUACACCUCAGAAAAAACACUGGUGAGAUGCCAUUCUCGUGUUCUUUAUGUUCUGCAAAGUUCGCAAUAAAGAGAGAUUUGAUUCUACACACCAGAACACACACUGGUGAAAAGCCAUUCUCAAGUUCAUUGUGUUCUUCUGAGUUCAGUACAAAUAAAGACCUUAAGAUACAUACGAGAAUACACACAGGUGAAAAGCCAUUUUCAUGUUCAUUGUGUUCUUCUAAGUUCGUAGGAAAGAGUGCACUUAGGUUCAUUUAAGAAAACAUACUGGUGAAAAGCCAUUUUCAUGUUCAUUUUGUUCUGCUUAGUUCUGUGAAAAGCGUUCACUUGGUAGGCAAAUAAAAAACUCAUGGAUGAAAACUCAUUCUCAUGUUCAUUAUGUUCCCUUAAGUGCAUUGAAAAUAAUGGACUUACUAAACAUAAGAGAAAAAUCACUGGUUUUAAGCCACUCUCAUGUGCAAGUUGUUUAGCUAAAUUUUGUGAAAGGAGUUUGUUUAGUAAGCAUCUAAUUAAACUUAUGGGUUAGAAGCCUUAGUGAUGUUCAAUUUUUUCUACUAGUUUCAGUGAAAAUAUCUUAGAAGCCAGGUGAACUGCAUUCUCAUAUUAACAAUUUUCUUCUAAGUUUGCUAAACAGUGUACCUCGAGUCUUCUCUUGUGUAAAGAAAUUCUGUGUUUAUUAUACUCUCCGGCAUUCAUUUCAAUGAGUUAUUUGAUUACAUACCUUUUGAUUCACCUGCAAGAAGCCAUUUAAUUUUAUUUUGUUGUAUUUACUUAAAUAAUGGUAGUCCUUGAAAUAAAUAAUGUAAGAAGUACUGUAAAAGUGGUUUAUGUGUUUAUAAUGUUAUGCUAGGUUUACCGAAAGUUAAGAUUUAAAAUUUAAAUAUAAGAACACAAACUGUUGAUUCAACAUUAUGUUUGUUAAGUUGUAUAAAAAGUUUCGUCAAAGUAUUGUCAUCAAUGGACAUUUGGAAAAGGCAUAGGUGAGACGGCACGUGAGAGAUGAUAAUGUGCUCUUUGCAUUCAGUUCAGUGGCAUAGCCAGGGGGGGUUUUAGGAGUUCAAACCACCCCCCCCCCCCCCCUUCCCCCCAUAGCACCGAAUCUUUAAUUAAUUUCUUAUUCAUCACUCAAACAAAUUUCAUAUUAAAAUUAAUAAAAUUUUUACCAGUACAAUAUUUAAAUUUAAGUACCAAAAACUGCUAAAAUAGCACUAUUUUACAACUUAAAAUCCAAAUUUUCCCGGGGGUGGACCCCCGGACCCGCCGCUUUAAUACCAUGGGGGGGGGGGGGGAUGCUUUUUAACACCCCCCAUACACAAACCCUGGCUAAGCCACUGAUUCAGUUAUGAGCUGGUUAUUGCUUUUACCUGAAUUAACCACACUAAUGAGUUGAUAACUGGAUAACUGAUGUGUAUCAUUUGUUACGCAGUGUUCUCCUCAGAGACAUCCUUAUGUGCACCUACAUAGUAUUUCACAUGUACAACCAAUUAAUUAAACAUAUUUUUAACUAACAAUAUAACCCCUAAGAUGAAUAAAGUUGAAUAAAAUAAA
Messenger RNA from Bacillus rossius redtenbacheri, 4034 nucleotides. RefSeq names its product gastrula zinc finger protein XlCGF57.1-like. The record is from RefSeq and is a predicted model, not a curated record. Bases 249 to 2090 code for a protein of 613 amino acids. The transcript is spliced from 4 exons. Lineage: Eukaryota; Metazoa; Arthropoda; Insecta; Phasmatodea; Bacillidae.